CUGACAUCUCUCCACCUCCACGAUUUGGCUUGCUUCAGCCUGCUCCCAGGGGCUCCAUUGAGAUGUCUUUACCCUGGUGUGUCGUGCGUACCUGGCGUUGACGUCUUGCUGCAUGCUGCCCAUCCGCCGACCAAGCUUUGAAGAUGCUGAUCACCUUACUGUCCUUGUGACCAAUCCCAAGGCGCAGCAACUCCCUAUUGCUCCUCUUUCAAGGUCUGUGCCUACUGAUCUGGAUCCAGCUUCGUCCCUCGAAUCAUGUUUGCUACCUGCAUUGCCUGGUUCCAAGCUCCUCAUCGCCGUUCAACAAACCUCUAGCCCUGUCUGUCGACGCGGUGGCUCAAGCUUCCGACUGGUCCAUCGACAAUGACAUCUCACGCCGGUGGUGGAGGCAUCACGUUUGCCUUUGCGUGGCGCGCCGAAAGGAUGGGCAGGUCUCUUUGCCAAUGAAAUGCUUGUGUUUCACAACCCCCCUUGCUCACCGCACCUAACCCAGCAUUACCCUUCUUCCUAUCAGGGGUAUCCACAGUCACGUUCCUUGCUCAUUCUAUAACUUGUCCAGAGUACAUCAGAAUGGUCCUUUGCCCUGUCUCUUCCUCUUUGCAAACCACUUUCAUUCAUUUCCCUCCACGCUCAUUCUACUGCCAGGCGCAGACAGAAAUCCCACUGUUCUAGUCAACAGUCACCACUCCUUUGACACGCGACUACGAUUCAUUACGAUUUCACAACGUUCACUACGAUACCAAAACCAUCACCGGCUCAUCAGCCAUACUUGGCGACUGCCUCCGUUGCUACCGACCUAGCCCGCGACCAAUUCCAUUGAGUUGCGAUCCAACCCUUUGAGCUUCACAGACGAUCUUCCUUGUGCUGCUCUUCACCAAAGUGAUUGUGCUACCUGCUCACACACAACAACAACAACAAACCUAAGCUAUCAUUCGAUAUUCUGUGCCGGCACCGAAUACCACCAACCUCAACAUGCUUGCCAACAUGAACGUGGCCGCUGUCGCCACCUUCUUUCUGGCCCUUGAAGCCAACUGCCAUAUGUUGAUGCGAUCUCCAGUUCCAUAUGGCAAAUCAUCUCUGAACAACUCUCCUCUGGAUGCAUCUGGUUCCGACUUUCCAUGCAAGCAGCGUCCCGGUGUCUAUGACGCUGAGGGCGCGCAGAACAUUAUGGCCAUCGGCGAGUCUCAGACCCUCUCCUUCACCGGUAGUGCCGUGCAUGGUGGAGGAUCUUGUCAAGUGUCUCUGACCACCGACCUUCAGCCGACCAAGGACUCUAAAUGGAUGGUCAUCAAGUCCAUCGAGGGUGGCUGCCCGGCUAAUGUCCCUGGCAAUCUCCCCGCCGACCCCAACGGUACUGGCGCAUCGACGUUUCAAUUCAGCAUUCCAAACGGCAUUGCGCCAGGCGAAUAUACCCUUGCGUGGACAUGGUUCAACAAGGUCGGCAAUCGUGAGAUGUACAUGAAUUGUGCUCCAGCGACUGUGGUGGCGUCCAAGAAGCGAUGGGCGCCUGCUCCUAAGAUCUCCAAGCGACAAUCUUCAUUCCCCGACCUCUUUGUCGCCAAUCUUGCAUCGAUCAACACCUGCACCACCCCGGAGAGUUUUGACUACAUCUUCCCUAACCCUGGCGCUGUUGUCGAGUCGGUCGGUGCAGGUCCAUUCACCCAGCUUGCCUGCGGCGCUGGUGGCGGCAACACCACUCCUCAACAACCUACCGGUGCCUCUGCCAAUGGAGGCGGUGCUUCUGCUCCCACUGGGACCGCUGGGAACGGUGGCGGUGCUUCUGCUCCCACUGGGACUGCUGGGAACGGUGGCGGAUCCCCUGUUGCGACUGGCGCUCCAGGCGGAUCUCCAGGUGGCUUCCGAGGCGGUCCAGGGGGCUCAGGUGGCUCUCCCAAUGGUGGAAGUCCCACCUUUGCCUACGGUCCCGGUGCUCCUGCUGCAACUCAACCUGCCGUCUUUGCAAGCGAUGCUGCUCCAAUUGCUACAGAUGCCCUGUCAGUGAUUCCCGUGACUGUGACCGGCGAAGCUGCUCCAGUCGCUACUGACAGUACUCCUGCCCCGGUGGCUCCUGACAAUUCAGGGAACUCCUCCGGAUCCACGACCCCCGAUUCCUCCGGCUCCUGCACCGAUGGAGACUGGGACUGUGCGGCGGAUGGUGGCUCUUUCAAGCGAUGUGUCGCAGGAGGCACUUGGAGUGUCUCGAUGAACAUGGCAGCUGGCCUCGUGUGCACUCCUGGGGUGUCUUCGACGCUUGAUAUGAAGGCCAUCCCCGUGAAGCGAUCCCAUAGCCAUGCUAUGCGACAUAUCUUCGGGUCGACACACUGAUCUGGCCAAAGUCAUUGAAGACAUCCAAGUAAGUCAUUUGAGGAAAGCAGGAGGAAUAGCAUUGUUUUACGAUCAGGGUUACGAACUGCCACGUCUCGCAUGCAUCAUUGGGUAUGGGGGCUACACCUAAAUACACCAGGCGCAAUCAAUAAAUAAAAAUAUACAUGAAAAUAAGCAUUUAUCAUUUCCAAUA
Messenger RNA from Exophiala mesophila, 2518 nucleotides. RefSeq lists its product as uncharacterized. The record is from RefSeq and is a predicted model, not a curated record. The coding region runs from base 973 to 2325 and encodes 450 amino acids. The transcript is spliced from 2 exons. NCBI's taxonomy places the organism in Eukaryota, Fungi, Ascomycota, Eurotiomycetes, Chaetothyriales, Herpotrichiellaceae.